AUAAUCACACAAGAAUAUGUUCUGCAUUCUGAGCGUUUAAGUGACAGAAGGCCCCUUUAUUCCUCCAUGAAGCUUGUGGGUUAUUCAAUUCUGCGGAAUGCUAAUUUUGGUCUCAUCAUGCUGCGACGGCAGAGAGAUGAGGAAAUUGGUUGUGUCAAAUUUCAAUUACUAGCGGAGACUCGGCCUCCCUUUUCAUGUAGGGGAAACACUGGUAAUGAGCUGAAUUCUGGAGGAUGCAGGCAUGUGAAUUGUGAUAUUGAUUCAUAGAAGAUGUACCGAGAAGCAGGCAGCGAGACAUUGCAUAGACAUAGCCGAUUUCAUGCAUUCCCUUUUACUGUUAAACAGGAAACCAUACAAAUAUAAAUAAUAGCACAGAUUGGUUAAUAUUGCGUCUCCGCUCUGCCUGGUGGAUUGUCUGUAUGCUCUCAUCUGUGUGACUCUUGGCCGGUGAAGCCAAAAUACUUGGGAUAAAUUAUUUUUAUCUUUUGAGCCAAACAUAUGCAAUCAGCAUUCUGCAACACCCCACAUUCAGGCAUUCAUAAAUUCCAACACAGGAGGAACAUAGAAUUGAAUCUCCCUCGUUUUCAGCUACUGGCAAACAAUGACUCACUAGACUCUUACACCGAGACGUUAUGAUUCAGGAAAUAUUUUCAGCUUCAAAUGACAAAUACUGCCUUCCUAUGUUGUCUCCUACUAUAUUUGUUGUUUAUUUAUUUGCAAAUUGUACAUCCGUGAACUGCAUGCACGAGCCCUCAACAUGAGAAAACAAUGGAGUCGCCCUUUCUUGGAACGAGGGACAGUCGGUGACGCUCGUCCACCAAUAAUUUAAACAACAUUAAAAAAAGAUGUUAACGCCUAUCAACUCAUAAUCACAUUUGAUGCUGCUUAUGAUAUAAAAUUGUUUUUGCAGGUGAGUUUCAAGACGUGGUAGGAGAAACAUGGCGUGGACAGUGCUCGACAGUAUCCGACAUCCAAAUCAACAUUACCUCAACAUCGAUGAAUAUAAUACUCAAACUGAGGGGCAUUCUAUCUGUCCCCUCAACUCCGUCAUAUAAAAAGAACAAAUGCCAAAGUUGGUGCUAUACAAUUUCUGUGAAUUUUUAACCUUUCAAAACAAAGAAAAGCAAAUAUGAUACCUACUCCUUUGAGGUCCAAAAUUCUAAGCCAAACUCGUUCUGCUAGCUUGCCUUCUAGAUCUCACCCCCUCGUACCCCAAUUCACUGACCAUUUGCAUAGACUAAGAGCUGGCGAUGCCACACCUUCAUCCAUGUCAUCAAUCAGCAAAAAACUACACAAUCUUGACGAUUUAUUCAAUUGUGUUGAUGAUUUGCUGCAUUUGCCUCAUACGCAACAAGUUUUCACCAGAGAAUGCCAUGAAAAAUGGGUUGAACAAACACUGGAUGGAUAUCUUGGGCUUGUGGAUGCUUGUGCCACGGCCAAAGAUUUCAUCUUCCAUGCCAAGGAAUAUUUGCUGGAUCUUCUGUCAGCCCUCAGGCGAAGACGUGAUUCGGAUGAUCAUCUUUGUGGGUUCUUGAACUCAAGAAAGAUGGCAAAGAAGAUGAUACAAAAGUCGUUGAGAAAUAUCAGCAGUUUCAAGAAUAGGCCCUCUGUUUUAGCACUGGACAAAGACCAAGGGACCAUUGCUAUCAUAAGCAUGCUCAAGGAGGCUGAGUCGAUAACGCUGGACCUAAUUGAGGCUCUGUUGUUCAGUAUUAUGGGGACAAGGGGCCAUUCAAGGCCAAGUGGCUGGUCCCUUGUUUCCAGGCUAAUCAACCCCAGAAAAAAUUCAGGUCAAGAUCACAAGGAUACACUUGAAUUUGAAGAGCUGGAUGCUAGUUUGUGCAAGCUUGUAAGUUUCAGGACGUCAAAAUGUGAUAUAGGCAUGCAAAUUGAUGAGUUACAACAGCAGUUAAGAGAUAUGGAUUCAAGCAUCCAAAUUGUUGAAGAAAAACUGGAGGGCUUGUUCAAGCGUCUGAUCAAAACACGAGUUUCGCUGCUCAACAUGCACAGCCAGUAGGCGAAGAGUUAUAGUCACAUUAAAUAUCUGUAGUAGGGGCAAAAAAUUGUAGCUAUGCCUGCAUCCUACUUGUACAUGACAUAUACUUGUAUCAAAUUAAUAUUACUACAAUCAAAUGAAAUGCU
Molecule: messenger RNA, 2142 nt
Organism: Sesamum indicum (sesame)
Lineage: Eukaryota; Viridiplantae; Streptophyta; Magnoliopsida; Lamiales; Pedaliaceae
Biological process (GO): root development; shoot system development
Source: RefSeq, a predicted model, not a curated record